GAACCGUCCAAUCCGGGGGCGCCUAUGCGGUUUCCAUGGCAGCGGAGUAGGCGGGGCUUCCUGUAUUGACCCUCAGAGAAGAGCCGGAGGAAGGAAGGAAGGGAAGAAGGAGAAAAGGAGGGAAGAAGGGGGAAAGGAAGCCAUGGCGGCCUUCGGAGGUUGCGUCUCGUUGCGCCGCGGACCCGAGCACCCGUCGUGAGCCCUCGCUUUGGCCUCCGUAUCCGCGAUGUUUGGGAAGCUGAAGCAGAACCUGCUGCUGGCCUGCCUGGCGCUGAGCUCGGCCACGGUCUUCUACUUGGGCCGCCACGCCAUGGAGUGCCACCACCCGCACGACCGGCACCGCGUCUCGGAGCGGGGCCUCCCCCCCUCGUCGCCGCCCCCCAACGCCUCGCUCCCGUCGCCGCCGCCGCCCUCGUACGGGAAGGACACCCCGCUGAUCUUCGUGGGGGGCGUGCCCCGGAGCGGGACCACGCUGAUGCGGGCCAUGCUGGACGCCCACCCGGCGGUGCGGUGCGGGGAGGAGACGCGGGUGAUCCCGCGGCUGCUGGCGGCCAAGCAGAUGUGGGCGCGCUCGGGGAAGGAGAAGGCGCGUCUGGACGAGGCGGGGGUGACGGAGGCGGUGCUGGACGCGGCCGUGCGGGCCUUCCUGCUGGAGGUCAUCGUGCGCCACGGGGAGCCGGCCCCCUUCCUCUGCAACAAGGACCCCUUCGCCCUCAAGUCCCUGGCCUACCUGGCCCGCCUCUUCCCCCGAGCCAAGUUCCUGCUCAUGGUGCGCGACGGGCGGGCCGCCGUCCACUCCAUGAUCUCCCGCAAGGUCACCAUCGCCGGCUUCGACCUCGGCAGCUACCGGGACUGCCUGGCCAAGUGGAACCGGGCCAUCGAGACCAUGCACGGGCAGUGCCUGGAGGCCGGCCCCCGCCGGUGCAUGGCCGUGCCCUACGAGCAGCUGGUCCUCCACCCCGAGACCUGGCUGCGCGCCCUGCUCCGCUUCCUGGGCCUGCCCUGGCACCCCGCCGUCCUCCACCACGAGGACAUGAUCGGCAAGGCCGGAGGAGUCUCCCUCUCCAAGGUGGAGCGCUCCACGGACCAGGUGGUGAAGCCGGUGAACGUGGCGGCGCUGAGCAAGUGGGUGGGCCAGAUCCCCCCGGACGUCCUGCGCGACAUGCCGGUCAUCGCCCCCAUGCUGGCCAAGCUGGGCUACGACCCCUACGCCAACCCCCCCAACUACGGGAAGCCCGACCCCAACGUCCUCGAGAACACACGCAGGGUCCAUAAAGGGGAAUUCCAACUCCCCGACUUCCUAAAAGACAUGCCUCAGACGGACGGCGUGAAAUAGAAGAACGGCUGUGGGAUCUCAA
Molecule: messenger RNA, 1358 nt
Organism: Anolis carolinensis (green anole)
Lineage: Eukaryota; Metazoa; Chordata; Lepidosauria; Squamata; Anolidae
Gene: tpst1
Product: tyrosylprotein sulfotransferase 1
Exons: 5
Coding region: 227-1336 (369 amino acids)
Biological process (GO): peptidyl-tyrosine sulfation
Cellular component (GO): Golgi apparatus
Molecular function (GO): protein-tyrosine sulfotransferase activity
Source: RefSeq, a predicted model, not a curated record